Sebastes umbrosus (honeycomb rockfish) is the source of this 9020-nucleotide messenger RNA. RefSeq names its product A-Raf proto-oncogene, serine/threonine kinase (gene araf). Gene Ontology annotation, biological process: signal transduction; protein phosphorylation. The transcript has 16 exons. The record is from RefSeq and is a predicted model, not a curated record. Lineage: Eukaryota; Metazoa; Chordata; Actinopteri; Perciformes; Sebastidae. Gene Ontology annotation, cellular component: mitochondrion; cytosol. The coding region runs from base 262 to 2091 and encodes 609 amino acids. Gene Ontology annotation, molecular function: ATP binding; protein kinase activity.
GGCCAUGUGUGUGUGUGGUGAGCUUUUCCUAAUGCAGCUAAAAGCAGUCGACCAAUGAAGACGGAGCGUCUCGGAGGUUUUCCGCUUUCCCCUGAAGUUACUUGACAGAUCCGACAUCACUUCAGAUUGAAAGAAUUCAAGAUGGCUGCUCCAGCAGGCUCCAAGUAAAGGGCCAACUCUUCUGGAUCCCACUGUGCAUGAAGCUCUCCUGAGGUUGUGGUGUCUAAGUGCUCCGUGUCCCAGCUCCUCCUGCCUCACAUCAUGUCCUCCACCUCCUCCUCCUACUCCUCCUCUGGGGAGACUAGUCCGGAGGAUGUACCCCGAGGUGGGGGCACCAUUCGAGUCUACCUCCCCAACAAACAGAGAACAGUGGUGAAUGUUCGCCAUGGACAGACUGUGUACGAGAGUCUAGAUAAAGCCCUUAAAGUGAGAGGCCUGAGCCAAGAAUGCUGUGCUGUAUUUCGCCUUCUAGAAGGUCGUAAGAGACUGACAGAUUGGGACACAGACAUCACUCCGCUGGUUGGAGAGGAGCUUUUAGUCGAGGUCCUGGAUGAUAUUCCCCUCACCAUGCACAACUUUGUACGGAAAACCUUCUUCAAGCUGGCUUACUGUGAUUUUUGCCACAAGUUUCUUUUUAACGGCUUCAGAUGUCAGACAUGCGGCUACAAAUUUCACCAGCACUGCAGUAGCAAGGUCCCUACUGUGUGCGUGGACAUGGAUACAGUGAGCAAACGAUUUGAUCCUAAUCCCUGCACAGAUGAGUACCCACGGAUACUAUUGCCAGACAAUUCCCCAUCGCAGAGCAACCUAGCCUUAACCCCAGAGCCUGCUGGGAUGGACCUCCUCUCCCCGACCUCGGCCUUUCGCUUCCCCAUGCCGGGUGGAGAUUGCCAGUCUCUACAGCGGCAUCGCUCCACCUCCACUCCCAAUGUUCAUAUGGUCAGCACAGUGGGCCCUGUUGGUGUCAGCAUUAUAGAGGAAGCACUAAAAUACAACAACACAAUGGGUCCUGAGCCCUCACCAAAGCCCUCCACCAGCCCACCAACUUCUCUUGGCUCUCCGGGGAGGAGACCGCCCAAGUCUCCCUCAGAGCACAAGGAGCGCAAACCCUCCUCAUCAGACGACAAAAAGAAAGUGCACCGAGGGGGCUACAGAGACUCAAGUUACUACUGGGAGGUCCACUCUCGAGAAGUCACCAUUCAGAAGAGAAUAGGUUCUGGCUCCUUUGGAACAGUCUUCAAGGGCAAGUGGCACGGAGACGUGGCAAUCAAGAUCCUUAAAGUCACCGAGCCAACGCCUGAACAGUUGCAGGCCUUCAAAAAUGAAAUGCAGGUCUUACGGAAGACCCGCCACGUCAACAUCCUGCUGUUCAUGGGUUAUAUGACUAAACCCAACUUUGCCAUCAUCACACAGUGGUGUGAAGGCAGCAGCCUGUACCGCCAUCUGCAUGUCACAGAAACCAAGUUUGACACUAUGCGUCGCAUUGAUGUGGCCAGACAAACGGCACAGGGCAUGGAUUAUCUUCAUGCGAAGAACAUAAUUCAUCGAGAUCUGAAAUCAAACAAUAUUUUUCUUCACGAGGGCUGGACUGUUAAGAUUGGUGACUUUGGCUUGGCCACGGUGAAGUCUCGGUGGAGCGGCUCUCAACAGGUAGAACAGCCCAGUGGAUCCAUUCUGUGGAUGGCUCCUGAGGUGAUCCGAAUGCAGGACACCAACCCAUAUACGUUCCAGUCUGACGUAUACGGCUACGGAGUCGUUCUGUUUGAGCUGAUGUCAGGGACCCUGCCUUACUCCAAUAUCAACAACAGAGACCAGAUAAUCUUUAUGGUUGGACGUGGUUACUUGUCUCCAGACCUCCCUAAGCUGUAUAGUACCUCACCCAAGUCGAUGAAAAGGCUCAUCGUUGACUGCCUGAAGUUCAAACGUGACGAGAGGCCCCUGUUUCCACAGAUCCUGGUAGCCAUCGAGCAGGUUCAAGACCUGCUGCCAAAAAUCGAGCGGAGUCGCUCGGAGCCGUCGCUCCAUCGGGCCGUCCAUGCUGAGGACCUGAACCCCCUUCUGUUCCACACCACCAGGCUGAUGCCUCUCUAAGCUCCUCACAGCACGGGGGCAGAGAGGUCGUCACCCUGUCCAAAACCACAGCAUUCCCCGUGCCUCAGGGAGGCCACAAGCUGACUGUCCUGACAGACCACAAUCCCUAUCUCACUUCCUGCCCCUGCAGAGCCCUGGAGCUGCAGCACUCAGCGCAAAAACACAGUAACUGCAGAAAUACCUGUACCACAUUUAAGUCUGAUAGAGAAUCUUCUUUUCCUUUAAACAAAUGACAAAAGACCUGCUCAUUAAGUGAAAUAAUGAUCUACUGUAUCUAGAAGGAUGUUAAAAUGCCUCUGAUCAGUCCACUUGAGGUUGAAUUGCAUCACAUAGUCUGACAUACUAGGAGGUCUUUUCAGUUGUUUUGAGGAAAAGUUCAAAACAGACGUGUUUUGCACAUAACCUGCAAAAUGUUAUGCCUAAUUAAUUAAUAAAAUAGUCUCACUCAGACAUUUGUGUAGCACUGUGAUCACAGCCAAAAGAUUUAAAUCAGUUCAACAGCCAUAAUGCUGGAGCUGCUGGUUCAGGUCACCUGAUCAGCUUACAUGUUUCAAAUGCUCAGUUGUCAUGCGCCCCUUUCACUCUAAUGUGAUGGGAGAUCUGAGAUGUGAAGCUACUGAUUUGAAAGCAAACACUGCCGGUCUGGGAGUGUUUUGUUAAAGAUGGGACAUUUUGUCUCGAUGGGAACCUCCACUAUUUACUGCUAGAAUUGAUUUUAUGUUAUAGUUAACCACAACAACAUAUUAACAUGAAGCGGCAGAGGAAGUUCAAACUACUGGAAGCCUACAAUAGCUUGUCAACCUCACUAAACUAUGCAAAAAAAGUUUAGUGAAAAAUAAAUAAUAGUUGGCUUGGUGAAAGCGUCUAGGGCUGCACCGAAUAGUUAGAAGCUUCGCUCAUAACGUUGACAUUCGAAUUCUAAAUCAACUUUCGAAUGCUGCACUGCUUUUAUUUAAUUUUUUGACUAUUCAAUCUGUUUAAAGCCCGUAUUUCUGUAGAGUUGCAGAUGAAGAUUAGGCUACACUAAUAUUUAUUAGUCUUAUACUAUUUGUAGAAUUAGAUUCCAGUGGUGGCUGCGUAGGAUUGUAUCCAACUCGUGUGUUCCAAAUAUUUCCAAUUCCUCCAGAGCGUAAAGUCCAAAAGUCAAAACGUAUUGAAAAAAAACCAGCUAAAAACAUUUUGUGAAUUUUGGAAAUGAUUACAUCGAACAAAAUAUUCUGCUUCAUUCCAUAUUUGUUGGCGUUUAGCGGUCAAAAAAUGGUUUGAAUCACUUUAUUAUAGGGUGAUGACAUUAUAAAACAUGACAACAGAUAUUUGGAGCUUCAUUCAAAAACCUCAAUUAGCUUUGAAUGUAAAUAAAAUGACACACAGUACAGAUCUACUGCACAUGCUGUAUAGCAGUGACGGGGCUUGAAAAAAACAAAAGUGGCGGAUUGCUGCAAAUCAAAAUGACCUUUUCUUCCACAAAGUGGUGAACACCUCACAAUAAGGUAUCUAAUUUGGAUAGACGUACUCAAAUCACCAUGUUCGCCUUUGACCCGAGUUCCCUUUGAUAUUGCAAUGGACAAAAAAAAAAAAAGUUAAACUCCAAAAGAGCACUUGACAUGUGGAAGUUGAAAAGUUAACCCAGCAGGGUCUGGCAGAAGUGGCUGUAGCUCAAAAUCAAAUAUUAUUUUUUUCUAUUGUGUCUGAGGAUUAGAGCUAUGCGUAGUAAUUCACUCAUUCCUCUGUUGAGUCUUAAACCUUAUUGAUUGGGAAUAAUACAACAGCAGGUAGAAGUUCAUCUGGUUUUACUCAUUUUCUUCAAAGUAACUAAAAGCUAAAAGUUACUUGUAAUAUUAUUUACCAUACCCCCACUGGGAUUUCUUUUUCAAGCUUGUUGUAAUAAGUUCAGACUCAAAACAGGAUUGAAUUGUUAGGACCAAUUUUUUAGAUUUCGUCUGAUAAUUUAAUUUGCUUCUCUGAUAUUCAACAUUUCCAAGAUUUCAAAAUACAAGUUUAAGAAAUAUUCCCAAGCAUUUUAUUUUUGCCAGUUCAGAGAAAAGCCCCCUGAAAACAUCAGUUAAUCAUCACAGGCCACUAACACCCAGCAGAAUAUUAACAAUUCUGAUGCAGAUAAAAUCAAAUACUGUAUUAAGAUGGUUCAGGUUUAAGGGCUCUCAAUAGACCGAUAGCAUAGUAUUGAUCAAUUCUAAAGCAACUACUUUAACUGCAACAUUUAAAUCUUGUGUAAAAUCGGAUCACUGUAUUGGUCUGCCCCUGAUACACGGUGACAUAUACACCAUCAAAUCAAGGAACUCUCCAAGAACAUAGAAGUCCUGAGGCUUUUUCUUCAGCCGAUUCCUUUCUCGAGUUUUACCUUUUUUUUUUUAUUCAUCAUUUUUAGCCUGAGGAAUUGACAGACCAUAGUAAGUUGCAGUCUCAAUGUAAAUGGUUAGUUGUAUUGCUGCUACAUAUAAUGUGUUUUUCUGUUCAAUUUGUUUUCUACACCUUCAGAGACGAGAAAUACUGGGACUGGAGUGCACCCCCCCGUGGCACACAGCUUCAACAGGUCUUUUUUCAGUCUAGUCUUAAAAGUUUAUUCUUAAUGCUCUCAAAACGCUGCACCAUGGAUGGAUUAGCCACUGGUUGAGAUUUCACAGUUACAUGCUCAAACGCGUACAUUAAAACUAGUACUGUUAGCUGGUAGGAAUGCAUUAACACUGUAAGUAACUUGGUUAAUGAGUCACUCCAGUUUGGACGCACUGUGGGAGGUGUGAGAAGUGGAAUAAAUGUCAUGCAAAUACUUAAGGAUUCAGUAUGCUUCAAAUGAACUAGACUGUAUGUGUCAGACCAUAUCUAAAGGCAAAAGUGUUUGUACCUGUUCCACAUGGCCACGCCCAGAGGCAGGAUUAAAAACCUGCAGUUAGCUGCCAACUCCUCUCCAAGAAUUCUUCGUCUUGAGUAUUGUAGUCUCAACGCUACGAGUCGUACAAAUCCGGACCGCAAGAGUAAUAAUGCGAGUCUUCUCUAAUUGUCAUCGUCAACUUCAAAAUCAAUUUAUUUUUUUAUUUUUCAGACAGCCGUUCAAAAAGCUCAAUUAGAUAUGUAAAUGAGGGUACAUGGGAAUCUCUUGAUGGCCAGGAUGGCACAGUGAUUAAGGUGUGGCUUAUGGCUUUAGUUUUGUGAGAUUCACAAAAAAGAAAUUGCACGUUCACCGUGUGCAUGUUUUUUGGAUGCUGACAUACCUUAAAGGAAUAGUUCAAGUGUUUUGAUGUGGGGUUAUAUGAGGUACUUCUACAUAGUAGGUGUAUUACCUACAGUAAAUGACAGUUGGUGUGCCCCCAGCAUCGAGAAACAAGACACCGGAGCAAAGCAUUACAGCGCUGUGGAUGGAGACAGCAGGAAAAAAAAGUAUUUUAGCCACCUAAAAAAAGGCUCACCUAAAAUAAUUGAUAACCGUUUAAGUGUACGCUAUAUUUAGAAUAUUUUUCGACAGUCAACUGAACUGAAAGUGAAACAUAUCUGUACUGUUUUUUUGUUUGUUUUUACAACUGAGCCUGCUGGUUUGGAGAAAGCACAGAUAAGUUUCAGUUCUGAAAAUAUUCUAGAUAUAGCGUACACUUAAACAGAUAAAGAUCUUUCUUUUUUUUUUUUGGUGAGCCUUUCUUUUAGGUGGCUAAAAUCCGUUUUUCUUCCGUCCCCGCCCACAGCACUGUAUUGCUUUGCUUCCGUGCGGUAACUCCUGUCUGCUUCUCCAAGCUGGAGGCGUGCCGAUCGUCGUCUACUGCAAGUAAUACACUUAUUAUUGAUAAGUACCUCAUACAAUCCCACUUCAAAACUUCCCCUAGACCUGCUCUAUAUGAAACGUGUCAUAAGAUGGCUUCCGGUGUGAUAUGGCGCUAUAUUAAUGGAAUUGACUUGACUCGAUGCGUAGAGGCUGCUAGCUGUUGUAUCACUGUAACGGAGUGGCAACCAAGAGAGUUUCCCUUCUUUCUGUGCAUUUGUAUAGAAAGUGGUCAAAGAGAAAAUGAAUGAGCAAUGAAAAUUCCCCCACGCCGACGGUGUUUCUUGGUCGAGCAUGUCUGACGGUAAACUGCCCACCUUUUCACAUCUGGAGAAGAAUGAAAGAACCAAACGGUGACUUAUUGAUCAUGUUGCUCACAGUGUGCUCUUUGGGGUCAGGCCUGGAACUAGUUCCUGUUGUCUCAUGACUAACGUGGUAAAAGGACUGAGGGUAGACACUUCCAUUCAUUCGUGAGGAUUAUUUUGUUCAGGAUUGUGUUUGAGGUUCAAUGCUCAGGUGUAUACUGCCUCAUGAUGCAAUACGUUUCCAAUACAUGUGGAUGUAUACAAAAUAUAAAACGAGCUGCCUCGCGCAACAAUUGGAUAUGGUUCAAAUAAAGGCUCCAGACCUUCCUAAGUAAACUGAUGGUGGAUCUGUAAACGGUGUGCGGUGCUUUCUGGCAUGGUUGAUGUAUUUUAGUGGUCAGUGUUCCUGCUGCAUUAUGAGUAUAAGUUGACAUUGAGAAGGCCUCAGGAGCCUGCUAACAUCGCUGUGCUCCUCAAAUUGUUGGAUGGAGUACCUGUGCUACGUUGACAGGGACGCUGUCCUUUAAGAACGAGUGCAUCAUGGGAUUUAAUCCAUCACAGGGAGUAAUUAGUAGGGUUUUUUUUGGGACAGGCUGCAUCCUUUCAUGGAUUAUAAACCUAAUCUCAUGCAAAAAGCACUGUACACCAAUGUGGAACCAUCAGAAGUGUAAAUGGCAGAGGGACUUUGUGCUGUCUGGAGCUGCUUUUCCCUUUGUGAUCUGUGGAAAGCACUGUAUUUCCUGAAAACUUUUCUCUCUCUCUUCACUAGAUUUGGUUUUCUUAAGAAAUUGACAUACCUGAAGUCAGAUUUUUUUUUUUUUUUUUUAUAUAUACUUUCAAUUCAAACUUGUAGUUUUUGCUCCUCCUCAAACCAGACAGUGUACCGUGCACCAGUACCAUCAGCGGGGUAGUGCUUUCAGGUUGAGUAGCCUACAGGUUACCACAGAUUCAUACCUGAUUGCAAGCCAGUACACGGUACUAGGUGUACACCUGGAUGGUACUCGGUUUCCAUCAAAACCUCCUCUUGGCCUGAUUUGCUGGGUGGAAACAGCUACAGUUCAUAGUGAAGGACGAGCGGCGUCCCUUCAGAUUGUAACCAGAGCAGCCCGUACACAUAUUAUUCGUGAUUAUUAUUAACAUUUACAUAGCUCUCUCGUGUGUCACUGCGCUUUUUCCUGGAUUAUAAAUGUAACAACUGAGUUAACUAUUCUAUUUUUGUUGAAUGUUGGUUUUCCUUGCAGCGGUGGUUGCUAUUGUUUUUUUGGAAUUGAUCAACAUUCACUGCUCUCUGGCGUUAAUUGGUAAUCUUGGAAGUAUUUAGAUACUACUGAGUCGUACGGUUUGUAGUGUCACACUCAAGUGUAAAUGGACUAGCAGCAGCUGUGAGGGUGAUGUUUUCGGGUGGUGGUUGGUGUUCUGUGAACUGGCCUUUGCUUCUCUGUAUAUUGCACGCGUCGGUCAUUAAUGAACUUGACAGCAGAUCAGACAUUUAAACCUUGAUAUUUUAAUGUUGUGAAAAUAGGGGCUGGGUACCCUUACUGUUCUUACUCAUUCCAGUUCUAUCGGUGGAUCGUGGUUGGAGGAGGGCGGGGACAUUGGUUGUACCAGCGGGGGUCGGGGUGGGGGAUUUGUGAACCAGGGUUGGGAAAGACUUUUUUUUCUGUCUUUCUCUUAUUUAUUGAUGUCUUUGCAGACGUUCUCGUCUGCGACCCUUUUGAGGUGGAUUAAAUGUCUAUAGAGAGACCAACGUUCACGUCAUCACCGGGCGCUCUGUCUAACAAGAAUGUUCUUUUAGACACGGUACUGUCUGCUCCUCAAAAUGACCUUUUAUUCCGAUACGGUCUCCUGCAGGUGCAAUUGUAGUGGCUUGUCUUUCUAAACAUCUUGAGCACAAACUAUAGGUAUCAAACUUUUUUAGCAAUAUUUUUGCUCAUAGGGUUUCACUACGAUAGCAUUUGUUAACGGCAACACAAAAAUACUGUAAAAGUAACUUGUUAUAUACGGUGGGCCGCGUGUUAAACUUGAGCCUGUCCUGUAAUAUUUAAGUGUAGCUUGUAAGUAUUUGAAUGGCCUUGUGGCUGCUGAAUGAGAUGAGAGAAACUCACCUUUUUCUUAAUGAGAUGCUUUUUAUAACCUUUCAGCAAAAGCAGGGACAGAAUGUCUUUUUGAAAAAUUUCCGUAAUGCAAUGUUGGACCAGGUUUCCUGUGAAUCAAUGUCGUCAAGUGCAUCGCCUCUCAGAGGGGACUCGCUGUAGUGGACUCUAUUAUUUCCCUGUUCAGAAAGGAUAUCGAAUCAUUGUGGCUCAGUUUUGUGUUUUAGUGUGGUGUCUCCCUAAGAGGACUGUGUUCAUCUGGUAUCCUAAAGGAGGGAACAAAUGCAGCAGUUACUGGAAAUCCGUUAAAAAAAAUGGACCUGAAUGGCUUCAUGACACACAGAAGAUACUGUGCUGCUUCUGGAGACUUACAGAGGCACCGGAGGGGGGGGGGGAAACCAGACGUAACACAGCUGUUUGUUUCAGAGAAGAGGAUGAGAGAGAGCUGUAUCAUCCGAGUAGUUUAUUUUUUUUUUUUUGUCUUUUCAUAUCUCUAGGUGAAUUGCAAUACUUGUGUUUAUAGUUUCUGAGGUGUCAGGGGUGUUCAGUUUGCAAUAAAUGGUAUAUUGUUCUGUGUACAGUUACAUUUUUUUAAUUACAAAAAUUGUACUUGUCUCUAUUUUUUGUGUGAUGGUUUCAAAAAGAACAAAAUUAUUUUAAAGUGUAAAGGAAAUCUUAGUUUUUUUUUUUUUUUUUUUUAGUUUUUUGUUUUGUCUUAAAAUAUUGAUGCAGGAGUUAUUCUUUAAAUAAAUACAUUCAUCUGUG